Mesorhabditis spiculigera is the source of this 786-nucleotide messenger RNA. The record is from the annotation of a GenBank genome assembly. NCBI's taxonomy places the organism in Eukaryota, Metazoa, Nematoda, Chromadorea, Rhabditida, Rhabditidae.
AUGACCAAAAAUCCGACUAAACGCCAAACCAGGAAGAGGAUCGAUGGGGCCACGGCUGAAGGCGAACAGGAUACGCAAAAGGAGAAGAAGUCGGGCGGGAAGAGCCAGAUGGGCGCCGUCAGCCGUCAGAAGUCUUCGAUGACCACGGAGAUGGACAUGACCACCGACGACGAGACGCAGAGGCAGAAGCGCCAGAGCAGUCGUCAGUCGAAAAAGGUGGGGGUGAUGGGGAUGUGCAAGGAAUUCGACGAGAUCAAGGCCUACACGGCACCAGGCGCCACGUCCGACAUUGGGGCCAAGCAUCCGGAGAAGAAUCGAUAUGCUGACAUCACUUGUCUGGAUGCCACGAGGGUGGUCUUGCGAGAUGACGUCGGCAAUUAUACCUCGGCUGACGGCGACUACAUCAAUGCCAACUGGGUCACUGCCGAAGACCUCGACCGGAAAUAUAUCGCUUGCCAGGGCCCAAAGCCCGAGACCAUCGAAGAUUUCUGGCGUAUGGUGUAUCAGGAGUCUGUGGUCAGCGUCAUCAUGAUGUGCCGUCUGGAGGAAGGGGGCAAAAUCAAGUGCGCCGACUACUUUCCCACCAAGAGCGGCGACUACAAGAACUAUGGGAAAAUGUUUGUCAACAACAAGAAGGUUGAGAGCGAGGACCGCUUUGACACGUACACCCUGGAGGUGUUGCCGGAUGCACCCCUAUUCCAGGCCAAAAUGCUGGCGGGCAAAUACGCCGCGGAUAUGAGGCGCUUUAUCAAGGACAUCGGCGAUAUGGACCAGCCGGGGAAGAGC